UUUCAAUUUAAUAUCUUUCUCAAAAAAUCAAAUAUAUCAAAUUAUAAUUUACAUAUUGUCAUAUGUUUGCACAAUUAAAUUAUCAUCUAGCUUGUUUAAUAAUACGUCGUACAAAACCAUUAUCAGCAAAUAUUAAAUCUUAAUCAAAUGAAGCUAAUGACACAACUAAAAAUUCACCCAUUAGAUUAUUAUCAUCUAUUGAACUUGCUGAAUUUCAUCAAAUAAGUGAACAAGUAUUUCCAGCUUCAUUACAUCAUCAUGUUUGGAUUGGUAUUGUCAAUAAACCAAAACCAUUAAACACUCAAAAUUUAUAAUCUAAAAAACAUUAAUUCAGCACUGUCAUGUAUUUAAAAAUUUACAAAUAUCUGCUCAUAAUUUAAAUCAAGCAUCACCAGAUAGUCUCAGUCAAUUAGACAUUGAUGCAUUUUUAAAUGCAACAAUUUUAUGUUCAUCUGUUAUUGUUGAAGAUCAUAAAAAAGUGGAUUUUUAAAUCUACAAUCAACAAGUACCACACCAAUAAGUUCAACUGUUAUUAGAAAAAAACGUACAUCAUCAGCACAGCCACCAAUAAAUUGUCCAUUAUCAUCACCAAUAUCAACACAAGCACUGGAACGUAUUGAUGAUUCAGGGUUUUGGUGACAGGUUACUAUCAGAAAUACGAAAAAUGUCACCAAAAGACAUAAAAAUCAGGAUAUCAGCACCACAAGAACGUUUGUACAGUACGUGGAUUGGUGGUAAAUUGUUUAUACUAACAUCAAAUUGUGUAUUACAAAAAGACAUUGCAAUGCAGCUGUUAGUUAAAUGGUAUGGUGCUAGCCAAAUGCACCUGGACAACAAGAUUUUACAUCAUUAACAUCUGAUAUUGAAAUGUUAAAUCGUCAUCAAAUAAUCAUGAUAUUUGUCAUAUUGUUUUGAUAAAAAAGAAACUACAAAACUUGUGUGAAAAACGCCCAGAAACAGUUACCAAUAAGUCAGUCACCAAGUAACACUGAAACCAUACACACCAUGGAGUUCUUUCUGGAAUCGAGUACUGAAAGUGUGGCAUUGAUGAAUGCAUUGACGGAAGAAUUCGUGCAAAAAAAUUGUUUAAAAAAAUCAAAUACACGUUUACAAACUUCUACGUUAAAAAAAGAAUUAAGUAUUUUAACAAAAAUUAUUAAUGAAAAAUAUAAUAAUUUUGUUCAAGAUAAUACUCAUCGAUUGGAACAAGAAAUUUUACAGAUUUAUCAAUCUGUCAUGUACAAAUUUCGUGUAUUGAAAGAAGAAUUAUCAAAAUGUCGUUUUGAUAACUCAAGAAAAAUAAGACAAAUUCAAGUAAUUUCAUUUACUGUUUCCCUGGAUUGUGGAAUACAAUAUUUACUGGAAGAUGCCAAUUUAGAGCUGCAAGUAUUUUUUAAAAUUCAAGAAAUGAAAUUAUCAAAACUUUUGUUUAAAUUAGUUUUUGAUUUUUAUGCCAAUAAAUAUGGCAAUAUCAAUAAUGCUAAUGAUGAUGAUGGUGAAAUUGAGGAUGAAAAAUUAUAUACAUAUUUUCAAAAUAUCAAAAAAAAAAAUAUUCAAUUUGCCUCAAGUAAUGAAAUAUCAAAAAUUAUAAAUGAUGUUAAAAAAAUUAAUGAUGAAAAAAUAAAUACAAAAAUUGACAAUAUCAAGAUAAGUAUUGAACAUGAGCUGGAAAAAUUUAAAGAAGAAGAAAAGUUACAAUUUUCAUUAUGGCAAGAAACAUAUAUUAACAAUAAAACAAAUAAUGAAAUUGAAAAUCAAAAAGAAAAAGAUGAGAGGCAUUUGCUUCAUGAAAUAAUGGCAUUUUCAAAUGAUGUAAAACAAUUGAAAAGUCGUCUUGCAUUUUAUUCAGCAUAAGAUUUUUGUGGUGCUAU
Messenger RNA from Aphidius gifuensis, 1871 nucleotides. RefSeq lists its product as uncharacterized. NCBI's taxonomy places the organism in Eukaryota, Metazoa, Arthropoda, Insecta, Hymenoptera, Braconidae. The transcript is spliced from 4 exons. Bases 1006 to 1854 code for a protein of 282 amino acids. The record is from RefSeq and is a predicted model, not a curated record.